UCAGCCUGCGAGGACAUCGGCGCUGACUUUCAUUGUUACUUGUCCCUUCAUUAGCUGCGCAGAUUGCUUAAGAGGAUGGCAGUCUUUGGAGUUUGACCUAUGAGCGCUGAUAGUGAAAAUAACGUACUUCUCACCAGAGCCGCGGGAGACUGAACGAGUAACUUCGGGCAAUUAGUUUAACUUUGACUAUAAAUAUUCCUCCUCGUUCCUUGUGACACUGUUAGCAGCUCCGCUGGCAAAUCCCCAUUCUCUGGCAAUAUUUAAGCUGCCCGUCAGUUGGCAGAGGCUCGGUGGUGCCUAGCGCGAGGGAGCAGAAUGAGACCCAGCUGAGCGCAAUCUAUGCCCAGAGGAAGCGUCCAUCCUGCACAAGGAGCCAUGGAGAGCACCAGCAGUACCCCAUCAUCGGUGACACCCCAGUGGGAUGUGUUUCCCCAGAAGACGCUGGGCCCCAUAGACAUCACUAUCCUCGUGCUGUACUUUGUGUUUGUCCUGGCUGUUGGGCUCUGGUCCAUGUGGAAGACACAGCGCAGCACGGUGAAAGGCUACUUUCUGGCUGGGGGACAGAUGGUGUGGUGGCCUGUGGGUGCAUCCCUGUUUGCCAGCAAUGUUGGAAGCGGGCACUUCAUUGGCCUGGCAGGGUCAGGAGCUGCAUCAGGAAUCGCUGCGACAGCCUACGAGUGGAAUGGCAUGUUUUGUGUUUUGGUGCUGGCAUGGUUAUUCCUUCCCAUUUACAUAGCAGCAGGAGUGACCACCAUGCCAGAGUACCUGCGGAAACGCUUCGGUGGAAAAAGAAUCCAGAUAUUCCUGGCGAUUCUCUACUUGUUCAUCUACAUCUUCACCAAAAUAUCAGUUGAUAUGUAUGCUGGUGCCCUCUUCAUUCAGCAAGCUUUGCACUGGGACCUCUACAUUGCUGUGGCAGGCCUGCUAGCAAUCACUGCUGUCUACACUGUAGCAGGUGGUCUGGCUGCUGUCAUCUACACGGAUGCAUUGCAGACUCUCAUCAUGCUGGUCGGUGCCAUCAGCCUCAUGGUCUUCAGCUUUGUUGAAGUUGGCGGUCUGGAAGGUCUGCAGGCAAAAUACUUUGAUGCCAUUCCCAGCACCCGCAAGGAGAACAGCAGCUGCGGCUUGCCAAGGGAAGACGCUUUCCACAUUUUUCGGGAUCCUGUUAACUCCGACCUUCCGUGGCCAGGGGUGCUGGUGGGGAUGACCAUCCCGUCCCUGUGGUACUGGUGUACUGACCAGGUCAUCGUUCAGAGGUCCCUUGCUGCUAAAAACCUCUCACAUGCCAAGGGAGGCUCCCUGAUGACCUCCUACCUGAAGAUUUUGCCACUCUUCAUGAUGGUGAUGCCAGGCAUGAUCAGCCGGGUCCUCUUCCCAGACCUGGUGGCUUGUGCAGAGCCGGAGAUUUGUCAAAAAAUCUGUGGCAACCCAUCCGGCUGCUCUGAUAUCGCUUACCCGAAGUUGGUGAUAGAGCUCCUGCCUGUAGGACUCAGGGGCCUGAUGAUGGCCGUGAUGAUAGCAGCCCUCAUGUCCUCCCUCACAUCCAUCUUCAACAGUGCCAGCACCAUUUUUACCAUGGAUCUCUGGAAACACUUCCGGCCUCGAUGCUCUGAGUGGGAGCUCAUGAUUGUUGGCAGGGUCUUUGUGCUGCUACUUACGGUGGUCUCUAUCCUGUGGAUCCCACUGGUCCAGGCUGGCCAGGGUGGGCAGCUCUUCAUUUACAUCCAAUCCAUCAGCUCCUACCUGCAGCCCCCUGUGGCAAUGGUGUUCAUAUUGGGCUGCUUCUGGAAGCGAGCAAAUGAGAAGGGCGCGUUCUGGGGCCUGGUGCUCGGGCUGCUGAUGGGCGUCAUCCGAAUGGUGUUGGACUUCAUCUUCCCUGAGCCCCAGUGCGGGGAGCGGGACGCGCGGCCGGGCGUGCUGCGCUACAUGCACUACCUCUACUUCUCCAUGGUGCUGGCGGCCGUCUCCACGCUCACCGUGCUGCUCGUCAGCCUGCUGACAGAACCCCCCUCAGAGGAAAUGAUAAGUCGGCUUACCUGGUUCACACGUGGGGAUCCUCCAGCCAAGAAAGACCUAGCGGUCAGCACUUCUCCUGACACUGCCAAAGGAGCACGCGAAGCUGAGCGCCCAGCUCUCCAGAUUGAUAUAAGCAUUGCUUCUGAAAAUAGUACAAAUGAUAACAAAUGUCCGACUGGCACCAAGAAGGACUCAAAACUGGUGAGGACCCUCCUGUGGCUCUGUGGGAUGGAACGCAGACAGGAGAACCCUGAUGAUGUGGCACCAGCCAAACCCGAGCGUCCCAUGGCUUCCCUGGAGGAGAACCCACUGGUGAAGCACGUCCUGAACAUCAACUUGAUACUGAGCAUAUGUGCAGGGGUCUUCCUCUGGGCCUACUUUGCAUAGCAGUUUGCCGCCUGAUCCCAGAUGACGUCAACUAAUGUUAAUUGGUGUAAAUAAUAAUAAUUAGCAGAGGAUUAAUGUAAUUCAUAGUGCUUUCUAAGUUUUAUUUAAGAAGACAGACCCUUCUCCCUAACGCAUCCCUCAUUUCCCUCGAGGAGCACUUGGCACAGCUGCAGACCUGGACUGGAUGCACGAAGCUGAGCACAACGAGCUGAGGCGGGAGCGCGGUGUUGGUUAUUCCAAGUAUAUAAUUAUGCUUUUUGGGGUUAAAGCACUACCUGGCACAUAGGACAUCUGGAUUCUGUUCCUAUUUACACAUCUGUAACCACACAUAAGACGCGGUUUGCCUGUGCUGUAGCCCCUGUCACCACCAGGGUGCACAACUGACCCGGGGCACGGCUUACAGCCUGGAUUCCCUCAUCCGCGCCCCGCGGGCCGCAGUGGGCGUGCGGGCUGCGCUCUGGGGUUGCUGACGUUCCCACGGGACUGCGCUGAUGGCAGUAUGCUGGCAGGUGCUGGGGCUGAUACGGCCGGAGCAACACAGCCGAGACGCAGCGAUGGGAUGAGCAGUGCUGAGCGCGGUGGCGCACACUGCUCCAGGGUGGGCUGGGAACAUGCGGUGCAGCGCCGUUAAAGCCUUCCGCCAGGAGAACGAACGUGCGUAGAGGUGCAUCCCGUCCUCGAGAGGAGAAACGCGGCCGGGCCGCGCCGCCGACGUGCUCGGCUCCGUAACCAACCCACCCACCCCCAGGGCCUCGUGUGGCUGCCGGAACUCGCCGCACCUGCCCGAGC
Messenger RNA from Phasianus colchicus (ring-necked pheasant), 3192 nucleotides. It is a transcript of the gene SLC5A11, whose product is annotated as solute carrier family 5 member 11. Gene Ontology annotation, cellular component: plasma membrane. NCBI's taxonomy places the organism in Eukaryota, Metazoa, Chordata, Aves, Galliformes, Phasianidae. Gene Ontology annotation, molecular function: D-glucose:sodium symporter activity. Gene Ontology annotation, biological process: transmembrane transport. The record is from RefSeq and is a predicted model, not a curated record.